AGCAGGAGAGUCGACAAAUUCAUUUCCUCCACAGCUCUUGGCGAGAGAAGAAGUUUGGCUGCCCAAGCUCCGAUUAUUCUGACGCAUGAUUAUUUGAUACACAGUGCAGUGAAGUUGGUGUGAAAUUUGUGUAGUGGAACUGAAAAAUCAUCUAAAUUAAGGAUUAAAUUGUGCUGAUUGGUUCCAAUUCAACCACUUCAGGAUGUGGCUGAAAACGUUGAGUGCUACUGCAGUGCGACUUGAGGCUCAAAAGCACAGCUCGUUGCAGAAAUUAUGCAGAACAUUCUCGACCCAGCUGAGUGAACCAAGUGGACCAUCUGUCAAAACUGCCAUCCCUGGGCCGAAAUCGAAGGAUCUGUUGAAGCAACUGAAUUCCCUGCAGCAAGGCGGGUCGGUUCAGCUGUUUGCCGAUUACGAGCGAUCCGUUGGUAACUACUUGCAGGAUGUCGACGGCAACGUGCUGUUGGAUAUUUAUACGCAGAUCUCGUCCGUCCCGCUGGGUUACAACCAUCCGGAGCUGCUGAAGGUGUUCAAAAAUGAUCACAAUCUGAAAAGUAAGUGUGUACAUGCGGAUGCAUGGCGUUGUUUCUUUUUUUAUGCAUAAUGUUUAUUUUUAAUA
Molecule: messenger RNA, 619 nt
Organism: Armigeres subalbatus
Lineage: Eukaryota; Metazoa; Arthropoda; Insecta; Diptera; Culicidae
Product: probable 4-aminobutyrate aminotransferase, mitochondrial
Exons: 3
Coding region: 203-604 (133 amino acids)
Biological process (GO): GABA catabolic process
Cellular component (GO): mitochondrion
Molecular function (GO): pyridoxal phosphate binding
Source: RefSeq, a predicted model, not a curated record